UGGUACUAGAGUUUUUGAGCGCUUAGGGUAUUUCCCUAAUAUUGCACUCGAUUUGGUAUUUCUAGCCAAUUGUCUCUAUAUAGUAACUAUAUAUUUUGUCUAUAAGACUAUAAACAUACACAAAAAUAACGCAACUACAAGGCCACCAGUCCACCGUAAUUUGAAGUUUCAAAUAUUAUCAUUUGAAAAAACUGAGUUCACUCUGUAACAAGACGGUAUUUGGCAUGAACCAGGAAGAAUAUCUUGAAAGAUGUAAAGACAAUAAUUAUUGAAAAACGACCAAGAUUUGAGAACAUGCUCCGUCUCCAAGCAUCAGACACCAGCUCCAAUCUUCAAUAUAUUUUUGGCACUGUUUGGUAUUAUUAUUGCGCAACGAUGGAAUCGUGGAAAAUAUAAAAUAGAAUAUAAUGCAAUUAUAAAAUUGUAAAUAAAUAAAAUAUUGAGGAGAAAAAUUACAAAGGAAACACGUAUGUACCUCCACCUGACCUCCACAUAUUUUGAAUAUUAUCGUGAUUGUCAUUAACAUUUAUUUACACAUAAAUAUAUACACCAAUUAAUUGUGUUUCAAAAAAAAAAUAUACACCAAUUAAUUAUAUAUGAUGGUUUUAGUUAUAUCGUGACAUUGUUCAGAAAAAAGUUAGAUCGUGACAAAAAAAUGAUGGUUGUAGUUAUUUUUAAUAAAAAAAAUGUUGGGAACGAAUAAUUUGAUAUUUGGUUUUAUAGUGCUAAUGGCUAUAAGUUUGUAGGCUUUUAUCCCUGUAAAUAUUUUUCCGUUGUUUCUCCCUAUUCAUAUGUAUAUUGCAAUUGUUGUUCUCUAAUAUAAUUAAUGAAAACAGUAGGUAAGCAAACCUAAAGACAAUCACAACUUCGUAGCAAUUGUGCUUCCAAAAAUAAAUGCCUCUAAUCAAGAAACAAAUCAAUCUUCCUUAAUUAAUAAUAAUAGGGUUUAUUAGUUCGUAAUUUGAAUCUAAAUGAGAGAGGCGGAGAGGAGAAGUACAGGGACAAAAAGACAGAUAAGCUAAUUGUGCGGUGGACUUUACACAUAACAUUGUCAGUCACGAGUCUUUCUCGUUCUAAUAGCACCAAACCCUAUGUUUGUUCUUUUCUUCUUCCCUUUUUGUUUGAUCACACUUUAUUUGGAUUCUCGAAAUCCAUAGGUCUCUCUAUCUCUAUUGACCAUACCCUUGUAAUGACCCAUUAUCUCAUCUCUUCCAGUUCUCGUGAUAUAUGACUUUCUACUCUAUUAUUAUUACGUGCAAACCGGGGCAAUAGUAUAUCUUUACCAUUUUAUAAAUGAUAUGAAUGGUUGCACUCCAUGGAUUUUAUUUGAAUGAUCGACUGAAUAUCUAUGUUGGUUGGAUACAAACUUGAUAACUAUAACAGUCAAUUGACCCGUUCUAACAUCAAAUUAGUUUACAUUUCGACAUACGAAACAUAAUUUAAAGAGUGUUCUCCACUAAAUGUUAAAAUGGUUGUGAUUUUAAAUGAUAAAAUGAUUCUGAUUUAUAUCAUUUUAAGUGUUUAAAACAACUACCACCAAAAACCUCGUAACAUGCUAUUAGUUAUUUUCAUUUUAACUAUUAACACGUGAAGACAUCUAUUUAAAAAAAAAUCGAAAAAAAACCGGACAUUUAUGGUUAGACCGGUGUAGAACAUGUGGUCCAUUUGGCCUUAGGACCAUAUGCAUAACUCGAUCUAGUUGUUGUCUUCUUCUAGCGAACUUCAGAUUCUUACACCCACAAACACUUCGAGUUUCUUCCCAUUGGCACAAAACUCAACUCAUUUCUUUCUCUUCAUUUUCAAAAUUUCAUAACUCUCUCCUCUCGCUCCCUCUCUCACCCCUCAAGACAUAUAUUUGUAGAGAAUCCAUUGUAAUGGGAGAUCACAGAAGAAAAGCUAUCUCAGUUACUCUGUUUCUUGCAAUGACAUUGAUAUCACUCACCAACGGUGAUACCAACUCAAUCCAGCUAAACGAUGACGUUUUGGGUCUCAUCGUCUUAAAAUCAGACCUCCACGACCCAUCUUCACACCUGGCGUCUUGGAACGAAGACGAUGCCUCUCCUUGCUCAUGGAGCUACGUCAAAUGCAACCCCAAGACAUCUAGAGUCACCGAGCUCUCCCUCUCCGGUUUAGGACUAACCGGAAAAAUCGGUCGUGGGAUCCAAAAGCUUCAGCACUUAAAGACACUCUCACUCUCCAACAACAACUUCACCGGAAACAUCAUGUCUCUCUCCAACAACAACAACCUCCAAAAACUCGAUCUUAGCCACAACAAUCUCUCCGGUACAAUCCCAUCUUCUCUCGGUUCAAUUAAAUACCUAGACUUAACCGGAAACUCCUUCUCCGGUACACUCUCUAACGAUCUCUUCACCAACUGCUCAUCUCUCACGUAUCUGUCUCUCUCUCACAACCGCUUCGAAGGUGAACUCCCAAGUACUCUGUCCCGAUGCUCAGUUUUGAACACUCUCAACCUCUCAAGCAACCGUUUCUCCGGAAACCCUAGUUUCGUUUCCGUGUUGUGGAAGCUAGAGAGGCUAAGAACGUUGGAUCUAUCGUUCAACGCUCUCUCCGGAACGUUACCUUUGGGGAUACUCUCUCUGCAUAGCUUGAAAGUGUUGCAGCUACAAGGGAACCGGUUCUCAGGACCAUUGCCUUCAGACAUUGGACUCUGUCCUCAUUUAAACACAGUUGACUUGAGUUUCAACCGUUUCUACGGCGAGGUUCCGACGACUCUUCAGAGGCUGAAGUCUUUAAACCAUUUAGAUUUGUCCAAGAAUUUUCUCUCCAGUGGCUUCCCGGUUUGGAUUGGUGACAUGACCGGUUUAGUACACUUGGAUGUCUCCAGAAAUGAGUUAACCGGAGCCAUUCCUUCUUCAGUUGGUAGCUUGAGGUCUCUAAAGGUUAUAAUCUUGUCUGAGAACAAACUCUCCGGGGAGAUUCCGGAAUCUUUGGAGUCUUGCAAAGAGCUUGUGAGUGUUCAGCUCAAGGGCAAUGGCUUUGUUGGUAGCAUUCCUGAUGGUUUGUUCAAUCUUGGUUUGCAAGAAAUUGAUUUUUCCGGUAACGGUUUAACCAGUUCGAUCCCUAGAGGCUCAAGCAGGCUCUUUGAGUCACUAGUAACACUUGAUCUUUCGUGUAAUAGUCUCACUGGUAACAUACCUGGUGAAGUAGGGCUAUUCAGCAACUUGAGAUACUUAAACUUGUCAUGGAACAAGUUUAACACAAGAGUUCCUCCAGAAAUAGAGUUCCUACAGAAUCUGACAGUCUUGGAUCUAAGGAACAACGCGUUGAUCGGUUCGGUUCCAGCUGAUAUAUGUGAGCCUCAGAGUCUAGAGAUCCUUCAGUUGGAUGGUAACUCACUAACCGGUUCUAUACCGGAAGGAAUUGGAAACUGCUCCUCUCUUAAAUUGUUGAGUUUGUCUCAUAACAAUCUUACUGGUCCUAUUCCCAAGUCAUUAUCAAAGUUACAACAACUAAAGAUUCUAAAGCUAGAGGCCAAUAAGCUUAGUGGCGAGAUACCAAAAGAGCUAGGGGGAUUGCACAAUUUGUUAUUGGUUAACAUAUCGUUUAACCGACUCAUUGGAAGGUUACCUAAUGGAGGUGUGUUCCAGAGAUUAGACCAGAGUGCUCUUCAAGGAAACUUAGGCAUUUGCUCACCCUUGUUGCGAGGACCUUGCAGGAUGAAUGUUUCAAAGCCUAUUGUCAUCGAUCCGAACUCCUAUGGAAACAGGAAUAACAAUGAGGGAAGGCAUGGAAACCGUACAAGCAAUGGCUCAAGCAAGUACCACAAUGGAAUGUUCCUUAGUGUUUCAGUUGUUGUAGCUAUAUCAGCAGCUAUACUCAUCUUCCUAGGAGUCAUAAUCGUAACGCUUCUUAAUGCAUCGGUGAGAAGAAAACUUGCGUUUGUAGACAACGCGUUGGAUAGCAUAUUUUCAGGGUCUUCCAGAUCGGGAAGAAGCUUAGUGGCCGGGAAACUUGUUAUGCUAAACUCAAGAACGUCGUGGUCCUCGUCUUCGUCUCAAGAGUUUGCUAGAAACCCUGAGUCUCAUCUCAAUAAAGCUUCAAGAAUAGGUGAAGGAGUGUUUGGAACAGUCUACAAGGCACCGUUAGGAGAACAGGGGAGUAACUUGGCGGUCAAGAAACUUGUCCUGUCCCCGAUUAUCGAAAACCUAGAAGAUUUUGAUCGAGAAGUCCGAAUCUUGGCGAAGGCGAAGCACCCUAAUCUAGUCUUGAUCAAAGGGUAUUACUGGACACCGGAGACGCAGCUUCUGGUGUCUGAAUACAUUCCAAAUGGAAACUUGCACUCCAAGUUACACGGAAGAGAACCCUCGACGCCGCCUCUUUCUUGGGAUGCAAGAUACAGAAUCAUCCUCGGCACAGCCAAAGGACUCGCUUAUCUCCACCACACGUGCCGUCCAACAACCAUCCACUUCAACCUGAAACCAUCCAACAUCCUCCUCGACGAAAAAUACAACCCUAAAAUCUCUGACUUCGGACUAUCUCGUCUUGUAACACAAGACGGGAACACGAUGAACAACAACAGGUUUCAGAACGCUUUAGGUUACAUGGCGCCUGAACUAGAGUGUCAAAACUUAAGGGUCAACGAGAAAUGCGAUGUUUAUGGGUUUGGGGUUCUGAUACUCGAACUCGUGACUGGUCGGAGACCCGUGGAGUACGGUGAAGACAUCUUUGUGAUACUUAGCGACCAUGUUAGGAUUAUGUUGGAACAAGGGAAUGUGUUGGAGUGUAUUGAUCCCACGAUGGAGGAUGAAUACUCUGAGGAUGAGGUUUUGCCUGUUGUGAAACUUGCUCUUGUUUGUACUUCUCAGAUACCUUCAAACCGGCCUACAAUGGCGGAGAUUGUUCAGAUCUUGCAGGUCAUUACUUCUCCUGUUCCUCACAGGAUGCUGGAUAGUUUCUAAAUAAUUAUGUAAUAAUUUAAAUUUCCCAUUAGAUUCUUGUAAUUUUUUCUUUUCUUUGUUUAAAAAAAAAGCCUUUUGUAGAGAUUGCUUUCUUGCACAACGCUACGUUUCAUCAUCAUCUUACAUACCAUUGAACAUUGCUAUCA
This is a messenger RNA of Brassica rapa (field mustard), 5065 nucleotides long. Its product is annotated as probably inactive leucine-rich repeat receptor-like protein kinase At3g28040. Gene Ontology annotation, molecular function: ATP binding; protein kinase activity; receptor serine/threonine kinase binding. The record is from RefSeq and is a predicted model, not a curated record. Lineage: Eukaryota; Viridiplantae; Streptophyta; Magnoliopsida; Brassicales; Brassicaceae. Gene Ontology annotation, biological process: protein phosphorylation.